AUGAAUCUGGAUGAGAAAAACAAACUUCGAGCUCAAGUGGCAAGAGAUUUCGAUGAGGUGAGGAACCUGGCGUCAUGGGCGAUUCGCAUUUCAACGAAUUGCCGACCGUUCCCGCUAACGGCGCUUCACAAGACAAAAAAAGGAGAAAACAGCUGGGUCCACACCUCGUAAGGAUAACACUGGUUUGAUUAUCCUCAAAUUCGCGAACCAAUACUUUCAAGCUGAGUACUAGACGAGGUCUUUCUGCUUUCUUGAUGAAAGCGUUUCAGUGGAACUGCGAGAUGAAACUUCUGCUCAAAAAGCAAAUGAUGCCGAAAGUAAUACAAAGAUUACGUAAUUUUCCAAUCGAACGUCGUAGAACAUUGUGAUGCGCCUCACAAUGAAGACAAGCUUUCGGGAAUAGAAGCACUUUGAAAGAAAUUAGACGCUUUGUCCCGGAAGACCACACUUUCUGAUACUCCUACUGUUUACAGUUGUAAAACUUAACAACAUGUUCAGCGAGGCAAAAUGAGGAAGCUCAGCACUCUUGUAACCAAGAGUAUGCGACAACUUUUGAAUGGAACAUAAACUUACUCAUUCGUGCUAGUUUUCGAAUUUUUUUUUGACAGUUUGUUUGUGAAAAUCAGGUUAUAGAAUAGAUACAUUUGGAUCUGAAAAAAUCUACGCCGUGGACUCUCUGAAACUAUAAAAAAAAAUCAUAAUUUUGGAUUGCAGGACUGAGAGAAAAACGACAAUGAAGUUACGAAUAAACCACCGUUAAAUCUUAAAGCCAACUGCAACACAUCUUUGCUCGGGGACGACACUUUGCAGACCACAUUAAUUUUGAACAAGUUCAGGGAGAAGGUGUUAGUAGUUCGAAAGGAAAAAGAGACCUAGGUGCAAAGUCCUGGAGAGUUACAGUAAGGCGGAGUGGAGCCUGAAACGUCACCGGAAGCGGUCCUUCCUAGGCACCGCCCUACGCCUGUGCCUAUAUAACCGCCGACGCUGGCUGACGCCGAACACUCAGCGCAGCCCAGCGCCCACACCUACACACAACAUGAUUCUGUCUCUCCUUAUCUUCUCCGCAUCCGUGCUAGGUAACAGACAGCGCGAGUCGCUAAACCGUCUCUUCUUUUUCAGCCGUUUCCGCCAGUCCCUGUCCCGACUCCAGUUGGCGAUACUUCCCUACCACCAACUCUUGCUACAAGCUCAUCUCGUGAGUUGACCAUUUCGCUGGAGAGCUUUCAUUUUUACUGAAAGAUAAAAUUACAGAGAAAACUUGCCAUGGACUAUCGCCGAAUUCAAAUGUCUGUUCCAAGGCGCUCACCACGUGUCGAUCGAAAGUCAGGAAGAAAACCAAUUUGUACAUGGUGGGUACUUCUGUUACUGAAUUCUGACUCAAGAGUCACAAACUUUCAGAAGUGGCCAAGCACGGCGAGAUAUGGACGGGUGCCGCCUUUUUCGGCAAGAGCAACGUUUACGUUAACGCCGACGGAUCACAGUAUGGAAGGUUCACGAACUGGAAGGACGGUAAGUGGCGUCACGCUCAAACGCCUUAAUUGGCGGCGUCUGCGAUUUGUGAGGAAACGAACGGCGUUCUUUUGCAGACCGCACGCCAUCGAUGAACCGCGCUCGUCGCUGCAUCAAGAUGGAUGCUGACGGAGAUUGGUUCCAGUCGUGCUGCAAGAAGAAGACGUUCACCGUUUGCGAAAAGGUGAGCUCAACCGUGAAUCAAACUCUCAGGACAAUAUUUAAUAUUGCAGAAAGCCGCCUACAGGCCUAGCGAGGACUUCGAAUCGUCUUCCGAUGAGACGAACAACAUCGCACGGCGAUCUCGCGCUCGCUUCGCUCGGCACACCGUCGUUUGA
Molecule: messenger RNA, 1847 nt
Organism: Caenorhabditis auriculariae
Lineage: Eukaryota; Metazoa; Nematoda; Chromadorea; Rhabditida; Rhabditidae
Source: the annotation of a GenBank genome assembly